Aspergillus eucalypticola CBS 122712 is the source of this 316-nucleotide messenger RNA. RefSeq lists its product as uncharacterized. The coding region runs from base 105 to 275 and encodes 56 amino acids. NCBI's taxonomy places the organism in Eukaryota, Fungi, Ascomycota, Eurotiomycetes, Eurotiales, Aspergillaceae. The transcript is spliced from 3 exons. The record is from RefSeq and is a predicted model, not a curated record.
ACUUGGAUUCUGGCGGGAUGGGACAGGGUCCGUGGCACGACAGAUGGUUGGGAGUGAUGAUGGUGAUCAUGGGGUUGUGUUGAUAGCCCCUACCGUCUGCCAUCAUGAGAAGGAAAAGGAAUCGGAGCAUACACCCACCGAGUACUCACGAGACCGCGGUCAGACAAACUACGUCUUGUUCCCGUCAGUCGGUCAGUCGUGGGAUGAUCCGAGAGAGCAUGACAUAUAGAGUACCGUCCCAACAAACGGAUAGCUACAUACUACCUAUUCACUAGCUGAGUAGGACGACGGUGCGAUAAGUUGGAUCAUAUGGGAG